AUGACCUUCCCUGACGACCAAUUCGAUUUCAUUAUCGUUGGAGGUGGAACUUCGGGCCUAGCUGUGGCGGCCCGCCUAUCCGAAGAUCCGAAUGUACAAGUAUGCGUGCUUGAAGCUGGCAAGUCACGAUUGGGAGAUCCGAAUGUCGAUAUGCCGACAGGUGUUGGGAAGAUGUUGAACAAUCCGGAAUAUGACUGGGCGUUUCAGAGUGUGCCUCAAAAAAAUGCAGGAAACCGAGUCUUCCACCUUCCUCGCGGAAAGAUGCUCGGUGGCAGCAGCGGGAUCAACUUCAUGACCUAUACACGCCCAUGUGCUCAAGAUAUCGACGACUGGGCAAACGAGCUGGGACUCAAAGGCUGGUCAUUUGCAGAUUUGCUUCCUUACUUUCAACGUCACCAGCAUAUUGAGAAGGAGUUGAAGAAUAUCGCGGAGCGCGACACGGACGCUUCCCCGCUAGACUAUAAUCUGCAUGGAUGCGAUGGCCCAAUUCACACAUCUUUGCCAACUUGGCAUGUUCCAUUCGAGGAGCCCCUUCUCAGUGCCCUUGAUCAUGAGUCUGGUCUUUCACGACCCGUCGAACCAAACAACGGAGAACAUCUCGGCUUUUUCCGAUCUUUCCUCUCCAUCGAUCGCACGGGGAAGCCGGUCCGCAGCUAUGCCGGAAAUGGGUAUCUGGCCCCCGUACAGGACCGACAAAAUCUGCGAAUCCUCACAGAGGUGACAGUCACCCGUGUCAUACUAGAGGAAGACAUAAAUGGCAGCCUGCUGGCAAAGGGAGUUGAGCUGCUGCAGACAGGCAUGACACGGAAGCUGUUCCCUAAGAAAGAGGUUAUCCUCAGUGCUGGAUCAUUUCAAACCCCUCAAAUCCUGGAAUUGUCCGGUAUUGGGGACCCAGCAGUGCUGGAGAAGGCCCAAAUUCCGUGCGUCCUCCCCAACCCGCAUGUCGGAAAUAAUUUGCAGGAGAAAACCAUGUCUGUGGUUGUCUAUGAGUUGGGACCCGGCGAGAUGUCCCUAGACUCACUCUUCAUGGAUCCCACAUUUGGCAUGAAGCACUUCAAGCUCUACAACGAGGAGCACACCGGUGCAAUGUCAGGUUCCGCGAGUCUUAUGGGUUUCCUCCCAUUCUCAUCCCAGGUCAAUGACGCAGAGUUCAACAAGCUGCUCUUGACAAUGGAUAAGGGGUCAAAGCUUUCAUCGCAAGAUGCCGAGUUUCAGGACAAGCAGUACAAGGCAAUCGCCGCCCGCAUGCGCCAAUCUACCUCGGCUGAUAUCCAAAUCGUGGGCUCACCCGCCAAUUUCAAUAUCGCUGCUGGCUUUGAAAACUGUGCCAAAUUGAUUUCCGGGCCCCCUGGAGACAAGCCCUGUUACGCGACAAUUGUCAGCAACAUGUAUCCUCUGUCCCGCGGCAGUGUUCACGUGGUUUCUUCCGAUCCGUUAGAGGCCCCAGAGAUUGACCCGGGAUUCCACUCCCACCCAGCCGAUGCGCAUGUCCUUGCAGCCGGUGUUAAGUUUGCUGAUCGGGUUUUCAAGUCGGUACAGCUCGAGGGCAAGGUUGGAAAGCGAGUCGAUCCGCCUCCCGAGGUUGACCUUGACGAUGAGAAUGCGGCGCAGCAAUUUGUUCGUGAUCGUAUCGUCAGCUAUCACCAUGCAUUGGGCACUUGUGCUAUGGGCCAGGUUGUGGAUGAACGGCUCCGAGUGAAGGGUGUGCGAGGGCUUCGUAUUGUGGAUGCCAGUGUUUUGCCGAUGCAGGUGAGCGCAGCUAUUAUGCCGACUGUUUAUGCUGCCGCGGAGAAGGGAGCGGAUUUGAUUAAAGAGGAUCACUCUCGUCAGUCCUCGUGA
Messenger RNA from Penicillium atrosanguineum, 1839 nucleotides. Its product is annotated as GMC family oxidoreductase. Bases 1 to 1839 code for a protein of 612 amino acids. Gene Ontology annotation, molecular function: flavin adenine dinucleotide binding; oxidoreductase activity, acting on CH-OH group of donors. NCBI's taxonomy places the organism in Eukaryota, Fungi, Ascomycota, Eurotiomycetes, Eurotiales, Aspergillaceae. The transcript has 2 exons. The record is from RefSeq and is a predicted model, not a curated record.